Messenger RNA from Aspergillus pseudotamarii, 2082 nucleotides. Its product is annotated as putative Na/H antiporter. Gene Ontology annotation, biological process: proton export across plasma membrane; sodium ion export across plasma membrane; regulation of membrane potential. The transcript has 5 exons. Gene Ontology annotation, cellular component: plasma membrane. Bases 112 to 1749 code for a protein of 545 amino acids. Gene Ontology annotation, molecular function: sodium:proton antiporter activity. The record is from RefSeq and is a predicted model, not a curated record. NCBI's taxonomy places the organism in Eukaryota, Fungi, Ascomycota, Eurotiomycetes, Eurotiales, Aspergillaceae.
CAAGGUAUUUAGGUAGACGCACCUACAGAUCUGCUAUUGCGGUAUCGUGCAGCUGCAUUCCGGACAACCUGUGACCAAAGUAUAAAUCUCACGAGCUUUGGAAGAGGCAUCAUGCCAACCCUGGCGUUGAACAACUUCAACAUUGUCUGCGCUACGUUGGGUGGGUUUAUCUCGGUCUUUGGCUUAGUGUCCUACUUGUUCAAGGAGAGAUUUUAUUUGUCUGAAGCAUUAAUCUCAUUAUUGGCUGGGGUUGUCUUCUCUCCACAUGCAGCCAAUUUCAUAAGGCCUAUGGAAUAUGCACUCGGCUCUGAGCAAAAUUUGGAGGAGAUUACAAUGUACUUCACCAGAUUAGUUCUUGGGGUUCAGCUGGUACUUGCCGGGGUCCAACUUCCGAAACGCUACCUGCAACUAGAAUGGAAAAGCCUGUCAUUGCUGCUGGGACCUGGCAUGGCUGCCAUGUGGCUAUGUAGCAGCCUUGUCGUUUGGGCUAUGAUCCCUAACUUCCAGUUUCUACACGCUCUCAUAAUUGGCGCAUGCGUAACUCCGACCGAUCCAGUACUUUCCAAUUCGAUCGUAAAAGGCAAGUUUGCGGACAAGAAUGUCCCUCGGCCACUUCAAAGGAUCAUUGUUGCUGAAUCAGGGGCCAAUGAUGGCCUUGGAUACCCCUUUCUAUUUUUUGCUAUGUAUCUGCUGAAAUACACGGGGAUGGGAGGGGCUGGGUAUAGCGGAGGCGCCGGGAAAGCCAUGGGUCUGUGGUUCUACGAAACCUGGGCUUACACAGUGAUACUAAGCGUUGUAUAUGGGAUCACUGUCGGCUGGGUUUCUAGAGAAUUGCUUCACUGGGCAGAAGAAAAGCGCUAUGUCGACCGCGAGAGUUUCCUCGUCUUUGCUAUCGCCCUUGCACUUUUUAUUGUGGGUACCUGUGGCAUGAUUGGAACAGACGACCUUCUGGCUUGCUUUGUAGCAGGUAAUGUCUUUACUCAGGAUGACUGGUUCCGUCUCGAAACGAUGGACGAUUCGCUGCAACCAACCAUUGAUAUGCUGCUGAAUUUGGCGAUCUUUAUGUGGUUCGGUGCUGUCUGCCCUUGGUCCUCCUUCCUGAACAACAGUAUUAUUCCAAUCUAUCGUUUGAUAUUCUUGGGAGUCCUGAUCCUGCUCGUUCGCCGGAUGCCGAUCAUUUUCGCAAUGCACAAGUAUAUCGGCCAAAUCGAGCACCUUCUUCAAGCAGCCUUCGUUGGCUUUUUCGGUCCCAUUGGAGUCGGUGCCAUUUUCUAUCUAUCGGUCAGCCGAGAAUUCCUACAGAAUAUCAUCGUUGAUGGCAAAGUCCGGGAUGAUGCACAGAAGGUUUCCGAGGCUAUUGAUGUCGUCGUCUGGUUCUUGGUCAUCUGCAGCAUUGUUGUGCAUGGUCUUUCUAUACCGUUGGUGAAAGCGGGAUAUCAUCUGCCGCGGACCAUCUCCCACGCACUCAGUGUUGGUUCCACGCCUGACGCAGAACCGGUGCCGAUCGCGAACGUACAGCAUACUCACAGCACUGCAACACAAGACAACAACCGAGGACGUAAACGGCCCAGUGCACCUCGAUCUACGACUUUGCAGAUAGGCCGGUCCGUCAUAAAAGCGCAAUUGACGGAUCAGCAGCAACUAGGUACAAAUCAUGAAGGCGAGCCCGAAAGACCUGUAAACUUGGUAGCGCAGGAACCUGACAAUGAGGCUACCUUAGGUAGCAAUACGCUGGGAGGUACUACGUAGUAGCCAUUGAUUCAUUGGUGCUAGUGUGUUGGCCGCGGAAACUGAUCUGCCGAUACAUUCAACAAUGGACCUUAUUCCUCUACCGCCAUUGUCAAGACAUGUCAAUCGCACAAGAAGUUUACCAUGGUGUAUUUUACAAUUCUUGUACAUUCUGAAGGUCAUAUAGUACAGUGGAGAUUUUCUAGUCAACGUCAUUUAUGGUUACUGUGAUCCUUGCAUUGUACCUGGACAAUUAUAGAUCGGCGAUAAGCGCCUCUAAAGAUAUCCAGAGACGAACAAGCUUUAGGACGCCAUCGUGAUCUUAGUAUGUGAAUGGCUCAGAACAGUAAGCUU